Austrofundulus limnaeus is the source of this 4329-nucleotide messenger RNA. It is a transcript of the gene ipo5, whose product is annotated as karyopherin (importin) beta 3. The transcript has 26 exons. The record is from RefSeq and is a predicted model, not a curated record. Bases 93 to 3374 code for a protein of 1093 amino acids. Gene Ontology annotation, molecular function: protein binding. Gene Ontology annotation, biological process: protein import into nucleus. NCBI's taxonomy places the organism in Eukaryota, Metazoa, Chordata, Actinopteri, Cyprinodontiformes, Rivulidae.
UUGUGAGACCAGUGAAGUGUCAGCCGGGUCCAUUUCGCCGCUUCUCCGCCCGCCCGGCUGGUGGUGGCUCUUUUUUUUUGGAUCUCACGGCAAUGGCGGAACAGCAGCAGUUUUACCUCUUGCUGGGUAAUCUUAUGAGUGCUGACAACAACGUCAGGAAACAAGCAGAGGAGACCUAUGACACGAUCCCGGGACCGAACAAGAUCACAUUCCUGCUGCAGGCCGUCAGAGAUGCAUCAGCUGCAGAGGAGGUCAGACAAAUGGCGGCAGUGUUGUUGCGGCGGCUGCUGUCGUCGUCCUUUGAGGAGAUCUAUCCAGGUCUGACGCUGGAGAUGCAGACGGCCAUCAAGGCGGAGCUGCUGACCAGCAUCCAGCAAGCGAACUCUCCGAACAUUCGCAAGAAGGUCUGCGACAUUGCAGCUGAGCUCUGCCGCAACUUGAUCGAUGAUGAUGGGAACAACCAGUGGCCAGAGCUGCUCAAGUUCCUGUUCGACUCUGUGAACUCUGACAACGUUGCCCUGCGAGAAGCUGCCCUGCACAUAUUCUGGAACUUUCCAGGAAUCUUUGGCAACCAGCAGCAGCAUUAUCUGGAGGUUAUCAAACGUAUGCUUGUUCAGUGUAUGCAGGAUCAAGCAAACCCACAGAUCCGCACCCUGGCAGCUCGAGCCGCAGCGUCCUUUGUUUUGUCAAAUGAAAGCAACACCGCUCUGCUGAAGCAUUUCGCUGACUUGCUGCCUGGAAUUUUGCAGGCUGUGAACGAGUCGUGUUAUCAGGGAGACGACUCUGUGCUCAAGUCUUUAGUGGAAAUCGCAGACACGGCACCCAAAUACCUGCGACCAAACCUGGAGGCGACGCUGCAGCUGUGUCUGAAGUUGUGCGCCGACUCGAACUUGACGAACAUGCAGAGGCAGUUGGCGCUGGAGGUCAUCGUCACGUUGUCCGAGACGGCGGCGGCCAUGCUGAGGAAACACACGGCCAUCGUAGCUCAGAGCGUGCCCCAGAUGUUGACUAUGAUGGUGGACCUGGAGGACGAUGAGGAGUGGGCGCAGGUUGAUGAGCUGGAGGAUGAUGACUUCGACAGUAACGCUGUGGCCGGUGAGAGCGCCCUCGACAGAAUCGCCUGUGGUUUGGGAGGAAAAAUCAUUUUGCCCAUGAUUAAACAACACAUCAUGCAGAUGCUGCAGAACCCUGACUGGAAGUACCGCCAUGCUGGGCUGAUGGCGCUGUCUGCAAUCGGCGAGGGUUGCCACCAGCAGAUGGAGGCCAUUCUCCAAGAAAUCGUCAGCUUUGUCCUCCUGUUCUGCUCCGACCCUCACCCGAGGGUGCGCUAUGCUGCCUGUAAUGCCAUUGGACAGAUGGCCACAGACUUCGCUCCAACCUUUCAAAAGAAAUUUCACGACAAGGUCAUCUCAGCCCUGCUCCAGACGAUGGAGGACCAGAGUAACCCUCGGGUGCAGGCACAUGCUGCUGCCGCUCUCAUCAAUUUCACAGAGGACUGUCCCAAAUCCCUGCUCAUCCCUUACCUGGAYAGCUUGGUGCAGCACCUUCAUGUCAUCAUGGUCGCCAAGUUGCAGGAGCUGAUCCAGAAGGGAACCAAACUGGUCCUGGAGCAGGUGGUGACGUCCAUCGCCUCUGUGGCCGACACGGCCGAGGAGAAGUUUGUGCCGUACUACGACCUGUUCAUGCCCUCCCUCAAACACAUCGUAGAAAACGCCGUGCAGAAGGAGCUCCGGCUGCUUCGAGGGAAAACCAUCGAGUGCAUCAGUCUAAUCGGCCUGGCUGUCGGCAAGGAUAAGUUCAUGCCAGAUGCCUCUGCAGUGAUGCAGCUGCUCCUCAAAACCCAGACGGACUUCAACGACYUGGAGGACGAUGAUCCUCAGAUCUCAUACAUGAUAUCAGCCUGGGCCAGGAUGUGCAAGAUCCUGGGGAAGGAGUUYCAACAGUACCUGCCCGUGGUGAUGGGUCCCUUAAUGAAGACCGCCUCCAUCAAGCCUGAGGUGGCUCUGCUCGACACUCAGGACAUGGAGAACAUAUCAGAGGAUGAAGGAUGGGAGUUUGUAAACCUGGGAGACCAGCAGAGUUUUGGGAUUAAGACAGCCGGCCUGGAGGAGAAGGCCACAGCCUGYCAGAUGCUGGUUUGCUAUGCCAAAGAGCUAAAGGAGGGUUUUGUGGAGUACACCGAGCAGGUGGUGAAGCUGAUGGUUCCUCUGCUGAAGUUUUACUUCCACGAUGGUGUGCGAGUGGCAGCAGCCGAAUCAAUGCCCCUGCUGCUGGAGUGCGCUCGGGUCCGAGGACCGGAGUACCUGACCCAGAUGUGGCACUUCAUGUGCGACGCCCUCAUCAAGGCCAUCGGCACAGAGCCCGACUCGGACGUUCUGUCAGAGAUCAUGCACUCUUUCGCCAAGUGCAUUGAGCUGAUGGGAGACGGCUGUCUGAACAACGAGCAUUUUGAGGAGCUGGGCGGCAUCCUUAAAGGGAAGCUGGAGGAGCACUUUAAAAACCAGGAGCUAAGACAGGCAAAGAGACAGGAUGAAGAUUACGAUGAGCAAGUGGAGGAAACACUACAAGAUGAGGACGAGAAUGAYGUGUACAUCCUGACCAAGGUGUCGGACAUCUUGCACUCGGUGUUCAGCAGCUAUAAAGAAAAAGUGCUUCCUUGGUUUGAGCAGCUGCUGCAGCUCAUCGUCCAGCUYAUAUGUCCUAACAGACCAUGGGCAGACAGACAGUGGGGUUUGUGCAUUUUUGAUGACGUCGUAGAACACUGCAGCCCCUCCUCCUUCAAAUAUGCAGAGUACUUCCUGAGGCCRAUGCUGCAGUCUCUCUGUGACUCCAGCCCAGAGGUUCGGCAGGCGGCUGCUUAUGGCGUUGGGGUCAUGGCUCAGUUUGGAGGAGAGAAUUAUCGCCCUUUCUGCACAGAGGCUCUCCCCUUGCUGGUCGGAGUCAUCCAGGCAGCCGACUCGCGGUCGAAGGAGAACGUCAACGCCACAGAGAACUGCAUCUCUGCCGUCGGGAAGCUCGUGAGGUUCCGGCCCGAGUGCGUCAAUGCUAACGAGGUCCUUCCUCAUUGGCUCAGCUGGCUCCCGCUCAAAGAAGACAAAGAGGAGGCCGUCCAUACGUUUGACUUUCUGUGUGACCUCAUCGAAAGCAACAACCCCAUCGUCCUCGGACCAGACAACUCCAACCUUCCGAAAAUUUUCCACAUCAUAGCCGACGGGGUGGCAAACGAAUCUGUUAAAACUGAAGAUGCAUGCAGUAAGCGUCUCGCAAACGUUAUUCGUCAAGUACAGGUGUCUGCAGGGUUAUGGACUCAGUGUGUUUCAAUACUGAACGAGUCACAGCAGAAAGCCAUCCAGGAUCUACUGAAUACUGCCUGAACACCCUCCUCCCUCACUCUCCACACACACACACACACACACACACACACAUCUCCCUGCUUGAGGAAAAAAAUCCCAUGAAGAAAAGUUGAGUUCCUGGAUCUUGCACACACUCCCUUCUUCUUCCUCCUGCUCUGAUCAUGUAGCGUGUUUGGAUGCCGGCUUCAGCCCUCUCACCUGUACCUAGGUUAAGCUGAUGGAGGGGAGCAGGUUGGACACACACCUGGUGGACAUUGGCCAACCACUUCAAAGACUUGGAUUCUGUAAUUAAGGAAGUGGGAAGAAGAGUCACCCUGUCUAAUUAGUGCAACAUGUUUAUCUGGACUUUUUUUUUUCCCAAACCGUUCCCCAACGCUUGGCCCAGAGGAACUCUGAGUCGCCCAACUCAUUGGACUGUCAGGCCCGAGGGGGGAGGGGCUGCAGCGGGGGGGACUUUUUUUGUGGACUGAGCUGCUAAAAGAGGUGCAAGUGCACACUGGGCUACACUGCCUGUCUCCUGUGAAUUUUUUUUAAUUUUAUUUUGUUUCAUGUUCUCAGUGCUACCUGGGGAGGUUGUGGCAUCUGUCCGCCACAGUUCAGGGGGUAGGAUUUAACAUAACGGCAUGUUUCAGUGGCUAACUCUAGAAAAUAUACAUACUGUAGUUAGAUUUACAUUAACRUUGCCUGGGAGGGUUGAUCUAAGAAUCAUUUCCUUUGUAGCUUUCCAAACGGAGGGUCGCAGGAAGUGAAACUGUUCCACGGCCCGUUUUCUUAUUUUAGGAAGCAGCUGAAGGACAAAGACUGUAACCUGCAGUCGCUCACAGCCUCAAAGUGUGACAGGUCAGAGAUACGUGAUUGUAAAGAGCGCUACCUUUAAACACAACAUCAUGAUUUUUAACCCUUUGGAGUWGGUCCUGCAGACAUGAAAAGGAAUUCCAAAAACAAUCACCAACAAUAAAAUAACAUUUGAGAAUUC